Molecule: messenger RNA, 10342 nt
Organism: Nylanderia fulva
Lineage: Eukaryota; Metazoa; Arthropoda; Insecta; Hymenoptera; Formicidae
Gene: shn
Product: zinc finger protein schnurri
Biological process (GO): regulation of transcription by RNA polymerase II
Cellular component (GO): nucleus
Molecular function (GO): zinc ion binding; RNA polymerase II cis-regulatory region sequence-specific DNA binding; DNA-binding transcription factor activity, RNA polymerase II-specific
Source: RefSeq, a predicted model, not a curated record
UCCGAUCCUCCCCUCUCUUCCCGCGCCGCUCUCCGCCCCGGCCACUACUCCAUACGCUCUGUCUCGUGGCACGGCCGGAGAGCCAGCCAGCAACACGGGGCCCGCCAGUUACGCAACAAUAACAACGCCGUGAGGAGGUGUGUAGCGUCGCGCGGCUACGACACCGCAACGCGACACGAUCCGUGGACGUGAGGAUUAUUAUGGUGCGCGUAUAUGUGGCGGAUACUCACUUGUUGAUGUGAGGUGGAAGAAAAGCGGAGGAAAAAUCGCGUACCGGACUUUUCGAAAUCGUCGUUUCGAACAAUCGAGGACACAUGCGCCGGGAGUGACCUGAAAUCGCGCGGAGAAAGGUUGCGCCAAAAAUUUCGAUCGCGAUCGGAAGCGGAGAAACGUCACUUCUCGUCGAAAACAAUCGGAAAAUCUUCCGAAAAGAAAAGAAAUCGAGGAAAGGAUCCGCCGAUGUCACCUACGACGGAAUCUUAAACCGGAACUCUCGCUCACCCCGGAUCGGAUCGAUGAAUGGAUCAUCGGUUGAGGAAGAGCGAUCAAACGUCAAACGAGCCGCUCGAAUAACAAGAGACUCCGUAUUUCGCCGAUACAUAUAUAUAUAAAAGAUCAGCGGUAACGAGGUCGCCGCAUCAUCGUGUCGAUAGAUCAACCGGAGGAGAGAGAGAGAGAGAGAGACUCUCUCCCUCCCCUCGACGACGCGUUUAGGCGCCAAUGACGUCACCGGACGAGUGAGGCCGCCGCCGGGGGAAUUCGCGGUCGGAGUUUCGCGCCGCGGUGCGUUUACGCACCGACACGACACGACGUUAUAAACCGAGAGAGAAAGAGAGAUCGCCGACGAUGAUAAUAGUCGCGGCGCGCGAUGGUAGUGGUGACCACGCGGUAGUCGCGGUGUGACAGUGUGCGCGCGCGCGCGUGUGUGUGUGUGCGCGCGAGUGCAGUUUGCUGGCACUCGCGGUGGGGAUAAGGAGAUCUCCCGUGGAAUCGCGGCGGCAGCGAUUACACACUUUUCUAUAUACGUAUGUCGACGGGCAAUGACUAACGUCGAUUCGGAGCUGUCAUCCGCGCCGGUCUACGUCAGCACCGGUCGAUUUGCAUAGCAAACAGAUUGUCGCGCUCGUAGUAAGUGGAUAACGAGAAGAAGAAGAAGAAGAAGAAGAAGCAGCGCUGUGUGUCUCUCUCUUCUCUCUCCCUCUUCUCUCGUCUGUGCAUCGUCCGUACGUGGGUGAGUGUGCGAAUAUCGCUCCGUAUAAACACACAUACGACUGGUGCGCCAGGAGGGAGAGAUAGAGGAUACGACGCGGACGAGGCAAGUGCGAAGCUUAAAAUAGAAGAGUGACUUCGGUUUAAGUGCGCGGCGGGUGACAAGCGGAGGACAAGCGAGUGAAACGAAUCGGAGAGGGUGUCUGUGAUACGUUUCUUUGCGCGGGUGAAAGAGAACGAGAGGUAGAAAAAUCUGUAUGCAUAAAUAAAUUUUGAAAUUAAAAAAAAAAUAUAUAUACAUCUCGGUGAAGUGCGUGUCUGUAUGUGUGAGAAUCUCUGCGGUGCGUAUUGUGGUGGUGAACCGCGGGAGAGGAUAUCAUCGUGUCUCUCGAUUUUUUCCGGCCGAAAAGGAGAAGAAUUCGCGGCGAUUCUCGAGGAGGAGGCGUCGUCGUCGUCGUCGUCGUCGUCUCGCUCUCUGUCCCACGCGAUGGAUCGUGACUCGCGUUCGUAUUCCUGCGGAGGCUGCGAGAGGACCGCCGCCGAGCUAUGCCGAUGGAGUAACAAGUGAGCGGCGAAGCGGCGUUGCCAUGACGACAGAGACCCACACUGUGGCGAUGACAGACCCACAGUUGACCAACAACAACAAUAACAACAACAAUAACAACAACAACAACGAUGGCGAGCCAAAGUACCUGCACAAGAAGUUCAAAAAGAUGGCGACGACCGAAAUCGCGCCGAAGGUCGUCGAGUCCAAGAAGGAGACCACGGCGAACAACAUCGUUCUCGCCGAGACGCUCAAGCGGAAGGACGUCGACAAGGACGGUAAGGAGUCCCCGAAAGAAUCCGGCAACAAGCUCGAGGUUUCCCCGGAACCUGAGGGGACCGAACCUAUCGCCGAGUCUCGGAAGAGUGGCCACACGUGCCCUUACUGCAAGCUGACAUGCGCCAAGCCGAGUGUCCUUCAAAAGCACAUCAGGGCGCACACGAACGAGCGGCCGUACCCGUGCAAGCCGUGCGGAUUCGCUUUCAAAACCAAAUCGAAUCUGUACAAGCAUUGCAGGUCGCGCUCUCAUGCGCAUAAGAUAGAAAAAAGCGACAAGAUGUCUGAAGAUUCAGAUAUAAGCCUGUCAGACAGCGCUAGUAAUGGCACUGGUACGCCACCUCCGCCUCCCGUUUCGAUGCCCGCGACGACGACGACGACGACGACAGCGUCCACUGCGAUCAAGAUCGUAAAAACCGGCAAAAUAUACAAGCCGAAGUUCCAAGCUCGAACGGCCCUACAGAGUGUCAACAGCGACACGGAGACGUCUUCUUUAUCUCCCAGUUCUUCCAGUAGUUCUUCCUCCUUCUCCUCCGUAACUACUUCCGUUCCUAAUUCCGCCAAACCGAACGCGGAACAGUUGCAGGAACACAUCGACAAGAUCAUCACGGACAACCAGGCGAUUGUCGACGCGGUGGAUCCACGUCUGCAUAAACUGAUGCAGCGCCAGCAGAGCCUAGUGGAGACGAAACAAUCAUACGAGCAACAACCGUUGAAUUUGUCUUCCACGGAGGAAACCUUGAGCAGCAGAAAGCGAUGCUACAGCGACAGCUGCGCGCAGGAAGCGAAAGAAGGCGCGCACAACUCCGAGAGUUCGAUCAUCAAAGAUCUCCUUCUGAAAACUCGUGAUUUCGCGAACGGAUCGAUACCGGAGAUUGCAUUGGAAAAUUUCGUCUGUCCUACUUGCAAUAUUCCCUACACCAGCAUAGACAACCUAGAGACUCAUCGUAAAUAUUAUUGCAAGGGUAGUCCUCGAAGAGGAACGGACUAUCAGAUAGAGCUGGAGAAACGAGACUCCGACUUUGAUUCCAAGUCUUCCGAUUAUUAUGGCAUUUUGCAACCUCUACCAUCACCAGGUCCUUUACUGGGCAAUACUAGACUGGUCGAUGCGUAUGUUCCGCCCUUCAAGAAGCAGAGAACGGAGUCUGUGCCGACUAGCUUAAGAUCGCUGGAAGAACUCAGUAAAUACCCACGUCCGAACUCGCUACAGAUGUUCGGCGGCGAGGUGAGGAUCCUGGAUAACCAGGGCGAGGUAACGAAAACGAUGAGGAUCGAGCCGCGUCAGACCAAGUCGCCCACGAGCGAGCACAUAGUCAAUGCCAAGUGCGUGACCUCGGAAACGGCGUCGAUAGUGGUGAGGUCAGGACUUCAUUCCGGUGGUACCAUGCUGCACAAGUCGUCGAGCAUACCGGCCAGUACGCCUACUCCCUCCAUAUCCCUGUCCAACACGCCUAACAUGGCGUCCAUCAUGCCGAACAUAUCAGCUCCAAAUUUAACGCCUACUAUGUCUUGCUAUAAUUAUUUAGAGCCGCAUCUCAAUCCGCUGACGAAUAUCACUGCCUACAAUCCGUUGACCUUGCCGCAAACCGGCAUCACGAGCAUUCUCCACGGCGACAAAGUCAUACGUUACGUGCCUGGUAUUCCCGGACCGGAUACUCUGACCGGUACGCCGACCAUAGACAUAUCUCCGAGUAUAACGGCCGGUGAAAGCGGCUACAAGGUGAUACCGGGUGUACCGGGCUUGCACAUGGUACAUCAGCCGUUGGAUCUAGCUAAUCCUGUGAGGGUGCAACCUAAUACGGUGCAGUGCGGCAUGGCCGAGUGUAGUGUAGAAAUGUUUCCGUUGCCUGGACACACUUCUUCUUUGGACCAGCCUCUGGACUUGGCCAGUCCGGCGAAGGAGUCGGCAAAGAUCAGCUUUAAAACUCCCAGCGUCGACAGUCUGAAGAACGGUUUGACCAGUCCUAAAGUUCCUAGCGUCAAGGUCGAGACCUCGACGGACAAGCAUCGCGUGAAAAUAAUGACGAUGCCCAUGAACAAAGCGGAGCUAGAUCGUCAUAUCAAGAAUAACGUGACCGUGAAGUACAAAGGUAUGGAAAGUCCGCGAGACAGGAGAGAAUUUACGUAUGAUAAAAGUCCGAAGUUAGAUAAAGCUUUUAGUUAUCCGAAUGGCGUGGAUCCAGCGACUUCGUCGAGUUCUUACAGUAAAUUGAAAUACACGACUAAGGUCGUUUCGGAAAAUAAGAAGAAGUUUUCCAACUGGGGCGUCAAUGAGAUAGAUGCCGGCAGAGUAGCACCUGUAGAGACGCAUGUCGCGAUUUCCAAAUACGAUCUAUCAUCUCACGAGAACGGUCGAUUGAAGAACAACGUCUCUUCAGAUGUACAUGGAUGGACGUCCAAGGUUGUGGAUAAUUAUAUGUUCAACGGAGCCAAAGCAAAGGCAGACAACGCGCCGUCGGUGAUACUUGUGAACUUAGAUUCUUCCAAAACAGAAGUGCCAACGAAAACUUCCGCAGAGAUAGUUGUUAAAGACAAGCAGCCCGAGGCGAAAUCGCCAAAGAGCGGCGGUGAUGUCGCUAAGGAAGCGACUAACUCCAACAAGUUCUUGAGACCUACGUCCUUGCCGCUGAAGCCCGGCACUUUCACGCCGAAGAAGCAUCACGGGAUUACGCCUACGGCGAACACCCUUCCUCUUAUCAGUCCGGAGACACCUCGACCGAAAAAGUCAUACGGACAAUUGUAUCUGAACGGACACGCCUACACAUAUCUAGGAUUAAAGUGUUCCACCAGAGUGUUCUAUUGCACCCUGAAUAGACCGCAGCCGAUGUAUGUCACACAGCAGCACGGUCUAUCAAUGUACUCGAAUUGGAAAAGUAAGGAGGCACCCCUGGACGUGGACAUGGCGCACUACGACUCCCGGCACAGACCUCUUAAUUACACCACCGCGUGGAAAAAGCAAGAAGAUAUUCUGACGCACUCCUCGCAAAGACCAACCACUCCUACCAGUCCAGACAGCGGAUUGGAGAGUGAUAUGCAGGAAAAAGCGAAGAGGGUCAAGAUAUUUGACGGAGGCUUCGAGAGUAAUGAAGAUUAUACUUAUGUACGCGGAAGAGGUCGAGGACGCUACGUCUGCGAAGAAUGUGGUAUUCGUUGUAAGAAACCGUCUAUGCUAAAGAAACAUAUCAGAACACAUACAGAUGUUAGACCAUAUACCUGCAAGCACUGUACAUUUAGUUUCAAAACAAAAGGCAACCUCACGAAGCAUAUGAAAUCCAAGGCUCAUUACAAAAAGUGCGUGGAAUUUGGCGUGGUACCGGUUCCCACGACUGUCUGCGACGACAAUAUUGACAAGGAAGCCAUUGCGCGAUUAGCGGCCGGUGGCGGUAACACGGAAGAAUCCUCGGAAGAGGAAGAAGAGAGCGAGGGCGAGGAAAGCGAAGAGUCCGGUAGCGAGGAACAAGAAGCUGCACAAAGUCUACUGUGUCUUUCGCAGCAUAACGCAACGAAUAGAUUACCGGGUUUGCUGCCGUCCGGCAGACCUACGACAUAUCCGUACACGUUAACCCAACCGACGACCUCCACGGUGGACAUCGUAUCUACCGCGACGAGUACAACGAUCGUGAGCAGCCAAAGCAUCGCCGCGCAAGAGACGGCUUUAAUACAAAACGAAUUAUCGCCACGUUACUAUUUCCCAUCGAGCCGCGAUGCUACGGAAGAGACGAGGAUGAGUGUUAUUCAGUCAUCGAAGAAAGAUGAUUCCGACUUGGAAGUUGAAGAGAUCACCGAUGUCACAGAGUCGCGUCAUCAACUUUCCCAGCCCAUGGAUCUUACGACGAAGCAGACGACUCAACUGUUGCACUCGCCGAUCUCGCCAAGGACCAGACCAACGGACAUACUGACUCCUGUUUCAGAACCGGUCCUAUUGCAGACAAUAGUCCAGACGAUGGAGCGAUUGCCCAUACAGGGAAGAGAAUGGAAGCCGAACGCGGAAAGUCAUAUGUUGCAAGCGUAUCUCACGGAGAGACACAUGAUGGACAGUAAAAUGAAGCAACAGUAUCGCGUGGGAAACACCAAGUUAGACAACAAACAAAUGCAAGAAAAAGAUAUUUAUCCGCGACAUCAGGAUCUCAAUAGGUCCAGGCACAUGGAUUCCAACAGCAUUCCAUCAGUGACGUACACCGAUUCCAGCAAAAUGCAGUACACUGCUGUAUCUAGAAUUAAGCACAUGACAAAGCAUACUACUGACGAUAUUAAGAUGGAAAUCAGAGAGAAAAUUUAUUUCAACAAUAUGGCAAUGGAGAGACGAACGAUGUUAGACUACGAGACAAUUCACAAAGAUAAGGAACAAACUAAUCGUCUGGUUUCUGAUCGUGAAAAUUUCGAGCUUGGUCUAACUAACGGUCCCACUGGUGCAAGGUCAAGUAUCGAAUAUGGUCUACCUAUGAGCAAAACUAACAGCUCGAUGGAGAGAUCGAUUUGUCCUACUACACCUAUUCGCAGUACACCAAGUAUCGACUGCCACUCACCGAAAUCUUUGAGUAUAGACAAUCGACAACCAUUGAUGCAACACACGAACAACGAGAUUGACAGAAGCUCCAUGUUCAACGCGAUGAAAAUGAUGAGCGAGGUGGAAAGGUCGAGAGAAUGUCAUACUGUCAAUCAGGAAAUGAGGCCCGCGAAUCACGAGAUAAGACUGGCGAGCAGCGACAGUCGAAUGCAGAGUCCCCGGAAUCUCGAUCUAAGACCACCCAGCAGAGAGAUCAGAACGCCCGGUCAAGAGUACAGAACGCAAAACCACGCUGAACUGAGACUCGCGAGUCAGCAGGAAUACAAAAUGCGCGGUCAAGAGUUAAGAUCGCCUAGUCGCGAAUACAAACCGUCGUUCGCUCACGAUGUGCAAGUCAUUAUAAAUCAGGAACUUCUGCCCUCGACGAACAUGGAAAUGCGGCAAACAAAUUCAGAUAAUAGGCCAUCGAGCAGCGAGAUGAGAACUCUUUUGGAGUAUAGAGCGCAGCCACAAGAUCCCCGUGCCAGCUACGAGAUAAUGCAAUCGCCUAUGCACGAAUCGCCCAAGUCGCAGAACGUCGACGUGAGAAAUGCAUCGCCCCAGGAAGCACAAAUCAUGUACUACGACGGGAAACAGACCGCGGAUACCGUUAAACAAAACACACCGGAUAGUAUGAAACGGACAGCAGUCAGAAAGAUAGUCGUCGGUGGACCAGAUUUUCGAUCACCGUCACCGAAUACGGGAAAUCCGAAACCGCAAGCAGAAUUUUUACAACCGUCGAGUGGGCCGGCGCCUAACUUCGUUAGUUUGACAGAUGAUGGUAGGAGUGUAUGUGGAAUUUGUAACAAGGUGUUCAACAGGCCUAGUCAGUUACGGUUGCAUAUCAAUAUUCAUUAUUUUGAGCGGCCAUUCAGAUGCGAAAGUUGUGCAGUUUCCUUCCGGACUAAGGGCCAUUUAACGAAACACGAGAGAUCCGUUUCUCAUCAUAAUAAGGUCAGUAUGACUUCUACAUUUGGUGCAGCGACUAUCCACAAUCCCAGGCCUUUCAAAUGUACAGAUUGUAAAAUAGCGUUCAGAAUACACGGACAUUUGGCUAAGCACCUUCGUAGCAAGAUGCAUAUUAUGAAAUUAGAAUGUUUGGGCAAAUUACCAUUUGGAACAUUUGCGGAAAUGGAAAGAUCUGGUGUCAACUUGAAUGACAUUGACACGACAGACUGUGAUAAUAGUCUUAAUAGUCUGCAGAUAUUGGCUCAGAGAUUAUGCGGGAAGGAUCCUGCUAAAAUCGCGCAAUGGGAUUCGGAAACUUUGCCCGCGCCGGUUGCGAGCGGUAGCGAGACCUCAUCGGACGAAGGUGAACCUAUACACGCGCUUCACGCACAAUAUAUGAAAGCGACGUCGGACGCGGAUGUUUCCCGAUCAUAUCAUGUGCCAAUGAUUACCGAAGAAUCGAAAGCCAUUAACGAUGCUCGCCUACGCAGUCCUCAGUUUCAUCAGCAAAGGCGCGAUUACGCUGUUAAAGAGCAACGAACAACCGUCGUCUCGAUGGAGGACACGAGAGCGGAGGACAAUUUACAAUCAUACAAGUGCCAAGUUUGCUCCGUAUCUAUGCGUACCAUAAACGAGUUACAGGUACACCGUUUUGUUGAACAUAAUAUUGAAACAGAUUCUAGUACAAAUAUCCACGGAGAUAGAAGUGCGGGUAGGGAAAAAGAGAAUACUCAGAAAAGAAUCGCAGAAGAAUCUGCAGCGAAGGAAGAUCACAGUAAGACUAGAAGACUAGAAGAUACGUAGUGCCAAAAUGAUGUAGCAUGCUGAAGAAUUUGUUAGGAUGUGUUGCACACUUCGAGAAUAUUUGGUUUUAAGAUAAUGUAUCAUACACAAAACGCAUCACAGAUAUCUUACAGAGAAAAGUCCCGCGCGAUGCAUCUUUUUAAAAAAAUCUCAUCAAAUGAUACAGUGUUUUAUGUUUGGUACAAUGUUUUAUGAAACAUUUCUUGAAAAUAUUAACGCAUGUUGAACGCUUGCGAAAAUUUAGACGAAUUGCGCGUUGUUUGUAAUUAAAGAGUCGUGUGUUAAUAUAAAUUUGCAAUUUUACGUUACCAGAGUAUAUCGAAAAUUUCUGAGGAUUUUACAAAAUUGAUCAGAGAAAAGUAUAAAAGACAUGGACAUAAAGAUAUCGCGUGUUAAUGUGUAACAAGAUAAAUUAAGAAGCACUCUCUCGAUCAUGUUUCUUCUACUACAGGUAUCGGUUCAUUUAUAAAAUUGCCUGUAUUGAAAACAGCGACAUAAUCGCUUGUACAGUCCUCCUCUAAGACUUUACACUCUUUCUCACAAAACCGACACGGUAUAUCGAGUAAGUAAAAAGAAAAAAAAAACGUAGCUCGAGAAUAUCUGAUAAUAAUUAUAAUAUUUAUACACAAUAGUCUAAUAAUCUCUUGUAGCAAGCAUGACGUGCAAUGAACUAGCAUGUGAUUCUGUAUUUAAAGUGCAAAUGUUGCUUUCAACAUAUUGAAGAGUAUUCUAAUAUUACACUUUAAAUUGAUAUGAAGCUUAUACACACAUAUAUUAUAUAUUUGUAUCAUAGUAUGAACAACUAUGAGAGAGUUAUUGUUGAUAUAAGAGGAAAUGUGUUUGUAUAUAUUUAUGUAUAAUAUAAUGUGAGAAAUCAUGUUAGUUUCUAUUAUAGUUUUAAGAAAUCAGUAAUCAGAAAUUGCAUCGGUUGCUCAGAUUACUUAUAAAAUAAGAGUUUUUAUUAAACGAGUCAAAUUUUUUAGUUUCUAUGUUUUGAAAAACUUUCAUAUAGGUGAAUUGAAUAUGUAACAAGUGUCCACUUUGAUCAGAGACAUUGCUAGAUAUUUACUUAUCUACAUCUAUGUCUGAUAUUAGUUUAAAUCUUAAUCGAUCAUACUCAUAUGCUCUGAGGGACCGAUUUGCUGAUUCUGCUUAAGACAUUUAAGAAGCCAGAUACCUUCCAUGAGCGACAGCUACCGUAUCUUAUAAUUAACUGUCUAUCUCUCUGUAAUGCUGUACGCAAGUUUUGAUAUCUCACUCAAGCACGAUAAUGUCUUUCCUAUACCGCAUAAUCAGACACCGGUUAUCAUAAUUUGUACCUAGAUGUGCUUGAGCUAAGAUAAUAGAGAUACGGAUAUAUGAAAUGACUGCACAAUUGUAUACAAUGAGGUCCAGUCCGAGUGAUUGUCACUAAACGAUAUCAAUGUAGCAUAGUCCUAACAUAGCAUUUUGGAUGUAUAUCUAUUAUAUAUAUAUAUCUAUAUAUAUAUAUAAUUCUGUCGAUCCAACCGCAAAACUACAUACGAGCUUCCAAGAUGUGUACAUGUGUUCUGUGUACCCAAUAUGCCAAGCCAACAAUUUGCGUUUGAAGAGAUCAGCGAAGAGAAUGAUACGUCAGAGUUGACUUUCAAUAUAUAACGUGAUUUUUUCAUAUAAAAUGCGAUACUUUGCAAAUACGUGUCUCUCUUGACUAUAUUUGCCUGUAUAACUUACAUGUGAUUUUGAAAGAAUGUACUUUUUGCCAAAUUAUAGGACUCAUAUUCUCAAUAUAUUUUCGAAACGUAGUCGUCCAUAGAAAUAUCAGGUAUUUUCAAACGUAUACAUAUCAUAUCCACUGAUCUCUCGAUAUUAACCGAGAGAAUGGCUAUGCGUUUUAUCAUUUGAUCAAAUCGAAUGUUGCACAAGUACAACUUAUAUCAGAUUUACUUGAUAAUGGACUUACUACUUUUCGUGCGUCCGGUAAUCCAAGGUCAAGAUCCUCCGCAGACGGGAAUAAAUAGUAUAUCCUCUUUAAA